Messenger RNA from Indicator indicator, 1723 nucleotides. RefSeq names its product KIAA1191 ortholog. Gene Ontology annotation, cellular component: cytoplasm. The transcript has 7 exons. The record is from RefSeq and is a predicted model, not a curated record. Lineage: Eukaryota; Metazoa; Chordata; Aves; Piciformes; Indicatoridae. The coding region runs from base 1 to 924 and encodes 307 amino acids.
AUGAGCUCGCGGCAACCGGAUGCUCCUGCGCUGGAGCAGGGCGGUGGGGCCCGCCCGGGCAAGAUGUCGCUGCCCGUCGGCAUGCCCCGCCGGGCUUUCAGCUACGACGAUGCCCUGGAGGACCCGGCGCCCAUGACGCCGCCGCCCGCAGACUUGUGCGCCAACGUUCUCUGGAAGCAGCCGGUCAUCCCUGAGCGCAAGUACCAGGAGCUCUCGAAGAUUGAGGAAGGGGAUGCUAACAUGAAUGCACCUGCCAUAACUCCUUCAUCGUCCACUGAGAGUGUGAACAGGGUACCUGUGGUGAAGGCCAAGGCCACUCAUAUCAUCAUGAACUCUCUCAUUACAAAGCAGACUCAGGAGAGCAUUCAGCGCUUUGAGCAGCAGGCAGGCCUGAGAGAUGCUGGCUACACUCCCCACAAAGGCCUCACUACUGAGGAGACCAACUAUCACCGUGUGGCUGAGGCAGUCCAUAAGCUAAAAAUGCAGAGUGGAGAGAUGACAAAAGAUGACAAACAGACUUCUUCUGCUCAGUCCACCCCAAGCAGCACGCCUCACUCUUCUCCCAAGCAUAAAAACAGGGGCUGGUUUAGACAGGGGUCUUCUGCUUCUAUCUCUGGCCCAGACUUCGCAAUGGAAAAAGUGGGGGACAACUUGCCGUCUGAAAGAUGGAGUUUUUUUGGACCCAAAUCAAUCCAGAAAUCCACCACUGAUCCAGGGGGAUUUACCAUCCAAUCCUAUAAGGGUGCCCAGAAGCCUUCCCCAAUGGAGCUGAUGCGUGCUCAGGCUACUAGGAUGUCAGAGGAUCCAGUCACCUUCAAGCCACCCAAAAUGGACAUUCCAGUCACAGAAGGGAGGAAACAAUCUCCACGUUCCCAUAAUAUCAAACCUCGGGAUCUGAACGUGCUCACUCCCACUGGGUUCUAGAAAGAAUGCUUCUGGUGUCUUUAGUGAGCUACAGGGUGUCUUAGGUGCUGUUUCCCUGUUGUGUUGUGCUGCAGUAAACUAGGAAAGUCUCCCUUCCAGCUCUUCAUCUCAGAAAAGGAAACAGUUGUGACUGUCCUUCUGAAGCCAGUCUUGGAAAAACUCCUGUGCUAGGGCCAAAGUAGUGCAAACCAUCUUGUCUGCUGUCUUGCCCCAGUUCAGUCUGCUAGGCUGCACUAGAUGUGCUUCCUGGCAGGCUGCACCACAGUAAAAACCUCGAACCGUAUUUUGUGGGGCAGGACUGCAUGUGGUGUGCAAGCAGGCUGGCUUGCCUACCUGUAUUCUGAUUGUCUUGUCCUGCUCAGUGCUGAAGUAAUCUCAGGAGGAUUGUGGUUCUGUCUGGCAUAUACAGAACACCAGCAGAAAGUUAUGAAAACAAGCAAGGACUGAAAACUGCAGCAGUAACUGCCAGAAGAAGUUGCUCUAGGAAUGUGUGAGUCAGCUUUACAUGUGGCACUGUCUGUUGGUGCCCUUAUAGUUCAACACCUGGUACUGCCUUGUUCUUGGAGCUUUAUUAAUGGAAUAGUGAUGAUUCUAAGAUGCUCUUGCUAGAAAGGCAGGGAACAGAAUCUAAUGACAUCUGGCAUUAGUGAGGAAGAAUUGCUGCUCUUAUAACUCCCUGUGUUCCUCCAAAAAGGUGGAAGUGACCAGAGCUGAUGUGGCUUGAACCAAGUAAUCCUCCUCUCUUUUCUGCAAAACAACACUGUUCUGCCUCCAGAUGCUGUGGCACUCUGGUGCCACU